AUGGGAGCUCUAAACCAAACGAGAGUGACUGAGUUUGUCUUCCUGGGCCUCACUGACAACUGGGUGUUGGAGAUUCUGUUUUUCAUACCAUUUACAGUCACCUAUGUGCUAACUCUUUUGGGGAACAUACUCAUUGUUGUUACCAUAGUCUUUAGUCCACGUCUCCACACUCCCAUGUACUUCUUUCUGAGCAAUCUGUCCUUCAUUGAUAUAUGCCACUCAUCUGUCACGGUGCCCAAGAUGCUGGAGGGUUUGCUUUUGGAGAGGAAGACCAUCUCCUUUGACAACUGCAUUGCACAGCUCUUCUUCCUUCAUCUUUUUGCUUGUGCUGAGAUCUUUCUGCUGACAAUUAUGGCUUAUGACCGUUACGUAGCUAUCUGCAUUCCUUUGCACUACCCCAGUGUGAUGAACAUGAGGGUCUGUGUGCAGCUCGUCUUUGCACUAUGGGUGGGGGGCACUGUUCAUUCACUUGUGCAGACCUUCUUGACUAUUCGUCUACCCUACUGUGGCCCAAACAUUAUUGACAGCUACUUCUGUGAUGUACCUCCUGUCAUCAAGCUGGCCUGCACAGAUACUUACCUUACAGGGAUUCUGAUCGUGUCCAAUAGUGGAACCAUCUCCCUCACCUGUUUUCUAGCCUUGGUCACUUCCUACACAGUGAUCCUGUUUUCUCUUCGAAAACAGUCAGCAGAAGGUCGUCGGAAAGCCCUGUCCACCUGCUCCUCCCACUUCAUGGUGGUUGCCCUGUUCUUUGGGCCAUGUAUCUUCAUCUACACUCGGCCAGACACCAGCUUCUCCAUUGAUAAGGUGGUCUCUGUCUUCUACACAGUGGUCACCCCUUUGUUAAAUCCUCUCAUUUACACCUUGAGGAAUGAGGAGGUGAAAAAUGCCAUGAAGCAACUCAGGCAGAGACAAAUUUGCUCAUGA
Molecule: messenger RNA, 927 nt
Organism: Cricetulus griseus (Chinese hamster)
Lineage: Eukaryota; Metazoa; Chordata; Mammalia; Rodentia; Cricetidae
Source: RefSeq, a predicted model, not a curated record